GAAAAGCUUCCUCAAACAAACAGAAACCAGAAAAACUCGUAUUUUUUUGAAAAGAAAUUUUUCAUUAUGAGUAUGAAGAGCUUUUAUCUUUAAUUAUUUYAUUGAUAUUAUCGUCAUGGCUCCUAAAAAACGUAGAAAGAAGUGCCAACCUUAUCAUGUUCAACGCCAAGAUCAAGAAUUAUUUUUAUCCGAUGACAGUAUGGAGAUCAUUCAGAACGAACUACAAAAGCGCUUCAGUAAGAAAUUCAAGCUUAAGUCUAAAGAAAAUCAGUUCGUUCUACCAGAGAGUGAGUUUUUAUUCAAAGAACAGCCGUUUGUUAUUGGUGAGUUAUUGGCCUUGAAAGAUAAACUCAAUUCGACGAAAAGUCUAUUGAAUGACAUGGAUAUCGAAGAUUGGCACCAACACACGCGAAGGACACACAAAGCAGGACUUGUAGUAAAGCAUUUAAGACAGAAAGUACGAGCUGAGAUGUGUACGCAAGCUUGGGCGAAGUUGCACGAGAUUUUAUGCAGCUAUGAAGUUGUACCACAAGAAGUCACUGACAGAGGACAGUUACUUAGUGUGCAUUUGUGCGAAGCGCCUGGCGCUUUUAUAGCAAGUCUGAAUCAUUAUCUAAGGAAUAGAUUCCCUGGUUUGAAGUGGCAGUGGCUGGCUACAACUUUGAGUCCUUAUUAUGAAGGAAAUGAUCUGAAUGCUAUGUUGGAUGAUGAUACUUUCAUCAUAAAGACACUGGAAAACUGGAACUUUGGACUGGAUGGGACUGGGGAUUUGAUGAGACUACAGAACYUGAAACACCUAAAGCAAGCCUGUGACAGCAAGGGACCUGUUCACUUGGUGACUGCUGAUGGCAGCAUAAGUUGUGUUGAAGAGCCAGGUGAACAAGAAAAGACAGUGGGCCAGCUGAUAUUUUGCGAGACCCUUUCUGCCUUAAACCUCUUGAGUCGUGGAGGCACUUACAUCUUCAAGAUGUUCACAGCACUUGAAUGUCAAAUGAUUUGCAUGAUGUAUCUUUUGUGUGGUCUGUUUGAUGAGGUUCAUAUCAUCAAACCAGGUACAAGCAAGUCUGGCAAUUCUGAAGUAUAUGUCACAUGUAUUGGCUAUGCUGGAGAACUACCAUCUGGAUACCAUCAAGUGUUCAAUGAAAUCUAUAACUCCAACCGCCCAACUGAAGCAUUAUUUUCACUGAAAUUAAUCCCAGAAGACUUYCUUGCAAGUGUGAAAGAAUAUCAGCACUUCUUCAUUGAGAUGCAAAUGGAAGAAAUCCAAGAGAAUCUCAGACAUUUUCACCACAUGAGCAAAUUGGAAAGAAAACACCUCUAUGAACUCAGAGAUCAAGUGGCACUCCAUUACCUAAGAGUCUUUGAUGUUAGGCCCAUAGAAUCCAAGGAUCGAAUCGUUCCUGAUUCAUACUUAGAUGGAAUUCAGCGUGACCAUACAAGCGURAUUCCAGCAAGUGCACACUAUGGGAAAACAAGAAAAGGUGGCAGCUACAACCAAUGGCACCAAGAAGUUCAACAAAGUUGGCUUGAAUCUGUUAGAGAUGAUGAAAUGCUGGCAUGCAAUCCAUCUGCUUGCAUAACUUUGAAAGGGCUUUGCCAAGCUAAUGAUGGGAUUAUGCUAAUUCCUCUCUACCCAGAAGAAGUUGAAUGGCUUCCACAAAGAAUUCAAGCCAAUGGCAUUGCCGUUGGGAGCAUAACUUGUGGCCAGACAAUCAGUCAAGUUAAAAAUUCCCGUUUCUGCUCACCAAUUUUCAUUACUAAACUUGAAGAGGCGAUUAAGAACGCGUCGAUUCUGACUCCAGSGAAGAGCGGUGACUUGGCUGGGAUAACUCAACAAAUAACUGGACUUUCUGUUUCUGAUUCAUCGAGUGAGCWCAAACCCUGUAAAUUUUGCARCAACGCGACUGCAGUUGUCGACAAACUGGUCGAGUUUACAAGGUCUGAGCAUGGUACUACAACAACAGCGCUUUUAUUAAACUCUGAUGAAGAACAUUGCAAGUGUUUUGAAGAUUUUCUUCGCUCUAAAGGUGUAGCUGUGCGAUACCAUUCCUCUGCUCAACUUGAUAACAAGUCUAUYGAAGAAACUCCUCAAGAGAAUUCAGUCGACAUUAUGGUUUUGCCGUACUAUCCCAACGUGCCUAUCAACGCAUUUGAAAGCAUUCAUACUUCUCUGGAGGUGAAGACUAAAGAGCAGCUUUUGAAAAGCUGCAUAACAGCGAUAAAGACGUUGAAACAAGGUGGAACCUUCGUAUGUCGAAUAUACGAUACCAUGACUCGCUUCACCGUGGGACUACUAUACAUUCUUCAYCACUUAUUUGUUAAAAUUACCGUAGUUAAACCAGUUGUUGGGGCUCUUUGGCAUCCAGAAAGAUUUCUUGUUUGUAAAAACUACACGGGACGGGAUCAAGAACUGAUUGCUCACUUGGAGAGAGUUAACAAGGCAAUAAAUGAGUGUAACUCUGGUCUUGAUGUACUUGAAGUUGUAGACAUGGAUUCUCUCUACGAGAAGAAGUUCUUUUCUUUUGUCAUGAGGAUGAACGAAAACCACGCUCAUCUACAGCUGCUUAAUAUUGUUAGGCUAGAGAGCUUUAACCUCUUUCCAGAUAAAUUYCCAUCGGAAGAAGAACUAUUAAGAUUGAGACAAGAAGUGCUAAAUUAUUUAAUCAAUUAA
Molecule: messenger RNA, 2671 nt
Organism: Actinia tenebrosa (Australian red waratah sea anemone)
Lineage: Eukaryota; Metazoa; Cnidaria; Anthozoa; Actiniaria; Actiniidae
Product: cap-specific mRNA (nucleoside-2'-O-)-methyltransferase 2
Biological process (GO): methylation; 7-methylguanosine mRNA capping
Cellular component (GO): nucleus; cytoplasm
Molecular function (GO): methyltransferase cap1 activity
Source: RefSeq, a predicted model, not a curated record